UUUAAAUAUUUUAUUGUGAUUUUGCAUUUUGUUAUCUUAAUAUUAUCGGUGUAAUUUACACAAAGAUUAAUGAUAAAGACUGCGAAUGUUGUAAUACACUCUACCAUAAGACAGUUCAUCUUACAUUUCGUAAGAAAGAUGACCCAUCAAGUCUUUGUCUAUGGCACACUAAAGCGUAACGAGCCUAACCACUACUGGCUCACUAACCCUGAGAACGGAGCGAGCAAGUUCAUAGCCAACGGAACAACGAAGACUAAAUACCCACUAAUCAUCGCUACACGAUACAACAUUCCAUUCUUACUUUACAGUCCGGGCGAUGGAUCUAACGUUCAAGGUGAAGUUUAUGAAGUAGAUGACAAAAUGUUAAGUAACCUGGAUAUAUUGGAAGACCAUCCAAAAUUCUAUGUCAGAGAAGUAGACGACAUCCAAAUACAGAAAGGGAACGAAGCGACAACAACAAAAUGCUGGGUGUACUUCCUGAAGACCUUUAAACCGGAGCUACUGAAAAAGCCAACAUUAAGCAACUAUUCCUCCACCGGACCCCACGGCCUCGUCUACUCGGAGAGGUGCAAUAGAGACCCUAAUUAUGACUAUUGGCGCGAAGUCAAAUGCAGUCAAGGAGACUGCUGAGUAUUAGCAAAAAUCUAGUCAAUUUUUUCCCUAAAUAAUAACGAAUCAACCGUGGACGAUUUGUAUGAUGACAUUUUAAAGAAAUAAUGUGAUUAUUUGCCUCGUGUUAUAUGCAAAAAUGGUUUCCUUGUA
Messenger RNA from Cydia fagiglandana, 762 nucleotides. Its product is annotated as putative gamma-glutamylcyclotransferase CG2811. The record is from RefSeq and is a predicted model, not a curated record. Gene Ontology annotation, molecular function: gamma-glutamylaminecyclotransferase activity. Gene Ontology annotation, cellular component: cytosol. The transcript has 5 exons. NCBI's taxonomy places the organism in Eukaryota, Metazoa, Arthropoda, Insecta, Lepidoptera, Tortricidae. Bases 70 to 630 code for a protein of 186 amino acids.